This is a messenger RNA of Histoplasma mississippiense, 369 nucleotides long. RefSeq lists its product as hypothetical. Gene Ontology annotation, biological process: protein import into mitochondrial intermembrane space. The record is from RefSeq and is a predicted model, not a curated record. NCBI's taxonomy places the organism in Eukaryota, Fungi, Ascomycota, Eurotiomycetes, Onygenales, Ajellomycetaceae. Gene Ontology annotation, cellular component: mitochondrial intermembrane space. Gene Ontology annotation, molecular function: zinc ion binding. Bases 1 to 369 code for a protein of 122 amino acids. The transcript has 6 exons.
AUGUGUAAGCACAUUUUGAAUGCCCAGGUCUCUAUCCGCUCGCCAUGCUGCCGGCGAUGGUUCGACUGCGCGCAAUGCCACCAGGAACAGGAAAACCAUGAGUUGUUGCAGUCGUUUGACAUGACAUUCGCCUGCAAGAAAUGCAAAAAGUGUUUCCGGAAGGAUGCGCGAGAAUUCGAGGAGAGUGACGAAUACUGCCCGCACUGCGAUAACCAUUUUGUCCUCGACGCGGUCACGCCCAAACCAGCCUUGAAGAUCGAGGGGGAGGAUGCCCGGAUUGAUUCUAGGAUGUUGAAGGAUGAACGAGUGCGGCAGGAGGAGGAGCGGGCAAUUUUCAAUGUUAAGGAUGCGCCCAAUCGGCUUGGAUAG